AUGAGACAAGAAGUGAAGAAGGAACUUGACAAACUACGUGAAUUGAAAACAGAAUGGGAAUUGAAAUGUCACACAGAUGAUACAAGUUUGGAUCAAGAAAUUGUUGAAAUUGAAAAACAGAGACAAGUGUUGAAAAAAGAAAUGGACACAGUAUUCGAUGAGUUACACCAAUCUUUGAGAAAGAGACAUGACACAAUGAAUGAAGAAUUGGAUAAAUUGUGUCAGGAGAGAAUUUGUAUCAUUUCAAAAAUUAAAGAAAUGAAACAACAGGCAGAGCAUUCUAAGAAAGAAUUUGACAACUUAGACAGAAUGACAACAUUUGAAAUGAUUCAAACGAAGACUAGCUCUCUUGAAAUUGUGCUUAAAGAUCUCGAAAAGAUGAUUUCAGAAUUUAAAUAUAGAUCAGUCACAGCGUUGCAUGAAUUGAAAUUGAUCGUUGAUCAACAGGAAGUGAACGAAUUGAAAAAACGAAUUGAUCAACUUGGUAGAGUAUAUUCUUCUUCUCCACGCGAUGAAAUAUCUCAAAAUUUAUCAAAUCCCAAUGAAUGGUUGUAUGACCAUUCUCAAGUAUAUCUCUCGAAUGACAACAAUGUUGUUCGUUUGGUUAAAAAAGCUGAGAAUAAUACGUAUCCUCUUUCAUUUAAUAAUACCAGAAUGGAAAUUGGAAUUUUUAAAUGGAAAGUCAAAAUAGAAAAACUGGAACGGAUUGGUGUUGGUUGGAUUGGUGUUGGAGUUUCCACUGAAGAAAUUGUAUCCUCUCGUCAAUUUGGUGCCUUUGUCUAUCCUUAUGAAUCUCACAAGUCCUAUCUAAUAAGCUGCAAUGGAUACACCUGGAGUAUGGAUUUGAACGAAAAUCAAAAAGCGAAUGGAUUUAAAUUUACAACAGGUCAUGAAUUGGAAUUGGAAAUGAAUUGCAACACACGACAAUUAACCAUUCGAAAGUUAGGAACUAAUGAGUCGUUUACAUUCAACAAUGUUGUGUUGCCAGUAUAUCCUUCGGUUGCACUUUGUGGGCGGGAUGGGUCAGUGACAUUUUAA
This is a messenger RNA of Naegleria lovaniensis, 1038 nucleotides long. RefSeq lists its product as uncharacterized. The record is from RefSeq and is a predicted model, not a curated record. Bases 1 to 1038 code for a protein of 345 amino acids. NCBI's taxonomy places the organism in Eukaryota, Heterolobosea, Eutetramitea, Acrasida, Naegleriidae. The transcript has a single exon.